AUGGAAUCAAGCAAAAGAAACAUAUACUCCUUCAAGUUCAAUGAUCCCGAUCUGAAGAAUCUACGUAACUUGGUUUCUCAGAUGCACCCUGUAUACAGAAUCAACUUUGGAAAGAAUUAUGGCAAUUUGCUUAGCAUCCUUAAUCAACAAGUGGACCAUACAACCUUGAUCACUUUAGCCCAAUUUUAUGACUUACCUUUAAGAUGCUUCACCUUCCAAGACUUCCAGCUAGCACCAACGUUGGAAGAAUUCGAGCGUCUUGUUAGGAUUCCUAUGAAGGACAAGUCACUAUUUGAAGGGACAAAUGAAUCUUUGCCCCUUGAGGUCAUUGCUAGUGCGCUUCACAUGGAUGAAAAGGAAGCAAAGGACAACCUAGAGAUCAAAGGGAAUACCAAAGGGUUUUCACUAAGUUUUCUUUUGGAAAGAGCUCAUACCCUGUUGAAGGCAGAAAGUUGGGAUGCUUGUUACUCUGCUAUUGCAUUGGCUAUCUAUGGCAUCGUCCUGUUCCCUAAUAUGGAUGGUUUCGUAGACAUGACUACCAUUUGUGUCUUCCUUACAGGGAACCCAGUACCCACUUUGUUAGCCGAUGUCUAUUAUCACAUAAGUCAUAGGUAUACUAAGAAGAAGGGGUUGAUUGCUUGUUGUGCUCCUUUAUUGUAUCAGUGGUUUCUAGAACAUCUUCCGAAGACAAGUGCUUGGGUUGAACAGACAGAUAUUAGUUGGCCUCAGAGAUUGGGAUCACUCCGAUCUAUCUCUCUUGGUACUCCAAAGAAUAUAUCAACGCAGACAUCAUAUUCAGUUGUGGAGAUUUCCCAAAUCUACCGCUCAUUGGAACUCAAGGAUGUGUAA
This is a messenger RNA of Lathyrus oleraceus (garden pea), 849 nucleotides long. RefSeq lists its product as uncharacterized. Bases 1 to 849 code for a protein of 282 amino acids. The record is from RefSeq and is a predicted model, not a curated record. Lineage: Eukaryota; Viridiplantae; Streptophyta; Magnoliopsida; Fabales; Fabaceae. The transcript has a single exon.